GACGAAGACGACGACGAUCGCACGCCACACGACGUCCAGUCCACCGGCGCCAUCGAAACCUCACCGACGUCUCCGUGACCGUCCAGAGCAAAGAGUCGCCGUCGUCGCCGUAGUCGCACCACCACAUCCCGAGUCCCGACCGAGCAAACGUCCACGACAGCAUUCGACACGGUCCGGUCAGACGCGACACAGGACCCGCGACUUAACUAUCGCCACCGCGUGUAUAUCUCGAGACGAUUGUCACCGCGAUUACGACGACGACGAUCGCCGAAAGCACGCAAGGGACGAGCCGCUGCAGCGUAUCCGCGUGUAGCCCGUGCCACGAGCGUCAUUUUAUCGUAUCAUAAUAUCAUACUAUAAGAUUGCGAAUCGGAGGCUGACUUGCGAACGGAACUCGUCGUCUUGACCAGGUCGUCGUCCUUCUACGUAGGGUCGUCGACGAUCCUGCAGCAGCAGUACCAGCAGCUCCGCGGUCGUAUACACAGAAACGCGGCCCGACAGCCAUACCAUGAUAUUCUCGAAAUGCCAGUACGCGGCGUUCACGUUAUUAUUGAUUCAGAUGAGAGUGCUGUGCCAAGAGUCGAUCACCACGGAAGGAGGCGUGGUGGUGGGCAGUGGCGCCGGACCAACGGAGCUCUAUCCGAACGGCGAAGAAGGUGUCGACGACGUUGGUAGGGAGAACGUGUUUGUGCUCAAUGACACCAGGGAAGCUCUGUCUCACGAUGGUAGCGAACACAAUUCGGUGUUGUUUGUUGGUGACAGUUACGUGCCAGUCACCACUCAGCUCCGGUCCAGACCUAUAUCGCCGGCCGACUCGACCGUGCUUGACUGGAGACUGCAGACCGUGGAAAGUUGGGACGGACGGCGGCACGGCAAUAACAAGACGCGUGUGCAACACAUCGAAGCUGAGUGCCAAGACGAUUAUAUGAAAAUUCGCAUCGGUUUCAACGGCUCCUUCGGCGGUCUGCUGUACUCGUCCGGAUAUUCGUAUGACCCGGACUGUGUUUACAUCAACGGCACUGGUCGGGAUUACUACGAGUUUUACAUACAGCUGAACCGUUGUGGUACGUUGGGAAAAAACUCCAGACAAGAGGACGCCAGGAAGAACCCAGCGAAAAAUCUCAUGUGGAAUACCGUAACCGUCCAAUACAACCCGUUGAUCGAAGAAGAAUGGGACGAACACUUCAAAGUGACAUGUGAAUAUGGCUACGACUUUUGGAAAACUGUGACAUUUCCGUUUUUAGACGUUGAAGUGGCUACCGGCAAUCCAGUAGUAUUUACACUAUCGCCGCCCGAGUGUUACAUGGAAAUACGGUACGGAUACGGCACUACCGGAAACAGGGUGGGAGGACCUGUACGCGUCGGAGACCCGCUGACUUUGAUCAUCUACAUGAGGAGCAAAUAUGAUGGCUUCGAUAUUGUGGUGAACGAUUGUUACGCGCACAACGGAGCGCAGAAGAAGAUUCAACUCAUCGAUCAAUACGGAUGCCCCGUCGACGACAAGUUGAUCAGCCGAUUCAGAGGAUCGUGGAGCGAAAGCCAAGUGUUCGAGACCCAAGUAUUCGCUUACAUGAAAACGUUCAGGUUCACCGGGUCGCCGGCUCUUUACAUUGAAUGUGACGUCCGGAUGUGUCAUGGCAGAUGUCCGAGUCAACCGUGUCACUGGAGGAAUGCCAAGAGCGUGGCGAAACGGUCCACUGAUGUGGAGGUGGCAACGACCCCGGCGGCCCUUUCACAGAACAUCAACUUAUUCCAGUCUUUGAGAGUGCUCCAAGAGGGCGAGAACGGUGAAGACGCAAGUGCUCUUAGCAACAGGACCACGGGAUACUACACGGACAACAGCCAGAAUUCAGUGUGUGUGAGGUCCGGUUUGCUGGCCGGUCUGUUGGCGCUUGCCUCCACCGUGCUGUGUUUCCUGAGUUUGGCACUGACCGUCAUGUGUUACCGGUCCAAGCGACUGGUCAAGGGUUGCGCCGACAGUGCAGCUCAUCACGUGAUCGCUGCCGCGCCGGCGAGAUGUUUCCUCACGCACAAGGGCAGAAUAAACUGACGGGGGUUGACGUAAGUCGACUUAACCGCUGGGCGGGGGGGGGUACGGAAAUAGCAACCUGUAUUUUUUUUUUUUACAAAAUAUCGUCAGGUACAAAACACUUAACAUUAUCAUAUCAUACCGUGUGUAUACAAUACAACACUCCUUUCAUCGCUCGCAUCGAACAUAGUAAUAUGAUAUUUUCUAUAUACAUGCUUUUUUUUUUUUUUUUAAUUGUAAUUAUUAGUAUUAUUAUUAUUGUUAUUGUUGUCAAUUGGUAUUGCAGUGCAGACAUUCGGGAGAGGGCGAAGGAUUACCCGUGACUAGAUCGCGUACAGACAGGACUAUUUUCGUAUUCGUUUUAUAAGAAUAUCAUUAUAUUACAUAAUAUGCUAUGCACACUUAAAAUACGAUCGGACUUUGUUUUUUCCGAGUCGAUAAUUCGUUUUGGUUGUUAUCUCUGUGAUAAUAUCUAAAUAAUACCAAUAUAAUACUCACCAUCAAACGUGGAUUUAUAAUAUUUGUCUGCUGUUAUUUAAUUGAUUAUCUCUCGACUUGUCUGUGUGCAAACGUUCGUCUGAAACACGUGAUAAUAAUAUUAUUAAUAAUAAUAAUAAUAAUUACUGUCUUUUCAAACACGUCUCACAAAACAGAUAAUAUUUUAAUAAUUUAAGUCAGGUUUAAUUCACUAUUUAUACAAAACGAACGACAUCUUUAUGUAAUUUUUUAAUCUUUUUCAAUUAUUAUUAUUAUUAUUAUUAAGAAGAAGAAGAGAACACAAAAAAUGGGCCAUACUAAGUAAAAAAAAAAAAAAAGUAAAAAUAUUGUAUCAAUUAAUUCGUAUACUAUAAUAUUAUAGUAGUUGCUAUUUGCUGAUGCUAUAUUAAGCGUACAACAUAUGCGUUCAUACUACUUUUUCUCGAAAACACAAUUAGGUGGCUUCUCUAUGUUACACAGUUUUGAAUAGUAUACAUAUUUUCACGUAUAUCUUUUCCGCACUCGAAAGCCAUUCAUGAUAAUAUUAUCAGCUGUUAUUCAGUUUUUGUAACGAAUGGCUAUGGUCAGUGACCACCUGUUUAUGAUCUUAUGACUUCGUGAUCUCCUGUGCAUUAUACUUGAAUACGCGAAGACAUCCGAAAUGCAAAUUUUUACAUACGGCACACACGUUUCGUCGUGUUUUCAAUACGGCGAGUAUAGAUUAGUUUCGAGGAAUUUGUCUUGGUACAUUAUAUUUCGACGCGGAACAAUAUUAUAAUAUAUUAUGCAGUAUAAUCGGUAGAAAUUGUUUGGGUCGCCGAACCUCCGACAAAUUCGCCCCACAUGUCGCUAAAUUAUAAUAAUAUUAUCGCCACGAUAGAGCUCCCUCUUGAUCUACAUACCAGGAAAAUCAUUGUUUCGCUCACCCACCGUGUCUACCUCUCGCCAACGCUCGCUCCAUAUCCUCUCACGUAGGUAUGUCAUUGUCGAUUCAUUUCGGUUUCAUAGACGAAAUUAAAUCGUUUUAAUAGUACCUAGUUAAACAUUAUAUAUGAUAAUUAUACAUAGUACCUAAAAUCGUAUCUUAUUAGGUGACGUUCUACGAUAAUACUUUGAAACUAUAAUUAUUAAUAAUCCAUUACAUCGUCAUUGCAUUAUUAGUAUCAAUCGUUUCAUAAUAACUGAUGAAUAACUGCUUGAAAAAGAACAAGAAUUUUUCAUUUCGCUUGUCGCUUGUAAAUAUUCAUAUAAUAUUAUUGUAUUAGAAACAUCUUCUUAAGUAAGUUAGAUUUGUAUUUUAGAUUAUAGUUAUAUAUAUAUAUAUUUUAUUCAGUGUUUGCACGUGCGUAAACACGAUAUGUUAGGACAACCUCUAUCUAACGAGCAACUAAUUGAUGCGAGCGACUAGAACGUGAAAACGAUUAUCAGUGCCCGGGAUGGUAUUAAUUUUAUUAUAAUUUAUUUCCAAAAUCAUUUUCCAAGGCAAAAAAAAUAUUAUUUUUUUCUGCGUGGAUAGGACGAGUGAAUUAAAAUUUAAUAUCAAGUCGUGUAAAAAUAUUUCCGUCAGAAAAUAUUAUGUUGUGCUCUUUAUAUAGGGGUUGUACUAAUAGACCUACUAGUUUUUAAGCUCUGUACAGAGCAUUUAGUGUUUUUGGUAUAAAAACAAAAUGCAUUUUUUUAUAUCAUAAUUCCAUAAUGUUU
Messenger RNA from Rhopalosiphum maidis (corn leaf aphid), 4207 nucleotides. RefSeq lists its product as uncharacterized. The transcript is spliced from 11 exons. The coding region runs from base 509 to 2050 and encodes 513 amino acids. The record is from RefSeq and is a predicted model, not a curated record. Lineage: Eukaryota; Metazoa; Arthropoda; Insecta; Hemiptera; Aphididae.